Molecule: messenger RNA, 968 nt
Organism: Dermacentor albipictus
Lineage: Eukaryota; Metazoa; Arthropoda; Arachnida; Ixodida; Ixodidae
Source: RefSeq, a predicted model, not a curated record
UUUUAACGGCAGCCACCGCGCGUGCAUUUCACGCGACCGUUGCGUGCCCCCGACCGUUGGGUCUCGUUCCUUCCGUGACGUGCGCAGCCGAGCGAACGUGUACCCUCAUCGGGAAGCGCCGACCUCUCACCCUGAGCCACACCACCUCUUAACGUCGCCUUUUUCUCCUUUCACGUCCGGAAUUUUCCAGCGCUAAGAAAGUAGGCCUCCGCUCUGCCCCGAGUGCUGCCCACGCCGGUCGUGGGAAACAAGACGUCGCGCUGCAAUAGCAUCGCGUGUUGCCGAAACCCGUAAGCUGUGCGAGUGAAUUCGCCCGUUUGCCUUAGGCAGUCUCGUUUCACCGUUAGAGCCGUGGCAGAACUUCCAGACGUCGUGCCGACCUUGCUACCCUUAUCUACCCGCAAGCAGUUUCUUUGCACCCCUGCUGAAGAUCCCCUGCCUCUGUUCCUGGACCGUUCUCCGACUUCGAGCGAAUAAUCCAGUCCAGCCAUGACUGAGAUGUCUGAGAUGUCAACAGUCUCAGGCGGCGAACUCUCCGGGAUUGAGUCGUCGGUCAUGACCUCCACUGGAAUAUCCUCGAGAAUUCCCAAACACCGGCGAUCAUCGCUGCUGUCAUCGGUAUAUGCUGCUUCCUCCUUCUUGCCGCCUUCUUGGGGUACCUGUUGCUGGGAUCAACGGAUGCUGAAGAGCCGGAAGAAGCGGACGUUUCUGGUGGCAGCGGCGGUGGUGGCGGCGGUGGAGGAGGUGGUGGCGGCGGUGGUGGAGGUGGAGGAGGAGACUCGCUGCCACCAGGUGUGCCAUUGCCACCACAUACAGCUCGGACACCCGGAACAACCCCUGCUGCUCGAAUAAUACCUGCGCAACCAACGGGAGCCCCACCAGUUAUUGGCCCACCUGCAGUACUCAGUCCUAAGCCAACCCCAACUCCAACGCCUACUCGAACACCUACGCCGGCUCCCAUACCACGA